AUGUCUUGGCUGCUCUCCUUCUCCAGGCGAGCCACAGCAGCAUCAGCAGCAGCAGCACCGACGUCCAGGGCAGGCAUCAUCAACUCACCCUCACUCCGCCGAGGUUUUGCAUCAGUCAGCGCCGGCACCAUGGCGAACCGCGACCCCAGCACCCUCUCCAACUAUGGCGCCUGGCGUACCAGGCACACGACCGUCAACUUUGACCUGGACUUUGACGCCAAGUGCCUGAGGGGUUCCGUCAUCCUGCAGCUCGAGUCCCAGACGGACGGCCAGAGCAGCGAGGUCAUCCUGGACUCGCGCUUCGUCAAGGUCUCGGGCGUGCAGGUCGACUCCGCCGCAUCGGAAUGGGAGAUCAAGGCCGACAAGGAGCCCCUCGGCUCCCCGCUGCACGUGGCCAUACCCGGCGGCGGCGGCGUUGCCAAGGGUGACACCAUCAACCUGUCCAUCGACUUGGAGACGACGGACAGGUGUGCCGCCCUGCAGUGGCUCACGCCCGCCCAAACGUCCAACAAGAAGCACCCGUACGUGUUCUCGCAGUGCCAGGCCAUCAACGCGCGCACGAUAUUCCCCUGCCAGGACACGCCCGAUGUCAAGUCAACCUUCACCUUCAACCUCACCUCCAUCCUGCCCGUCGUCGCCAGUGGCGUGCCCGUUGGCGACCACGAAGCUACCCCCGGGACAAGGAAGACGUACAGGUUUGAGCAGAAGGUUCCCAUACCCUCUUACCUGUUUGCCGUUGCGUCGGGCGAUAUCGCCACGGCGUCUAUCGGUCCGCGCUCCGUCGUUGCGUCGGGCCCCAAUGAGCUCGAGGCUUGCAAGUGGGAGCUUGAGAGAGACAUGGAGAAGUUUAUGGAGAUUGCCGAGAAGCUCAUCUUCCCUUACAAGUGGGGUGCUUACAAUGUUCUGGUCCUGCCCCCGAGCUUCCCCUACGGAGGCAUGGAAAAUCCCAUCUACACAUUCGCCACCCCCACCAUCAUCAGUGGUGACCGCCAGAAUGUCGAUGUCAUUGCCCACGAGCUGAGCCACAGCUGGAGUGGUAACCUUGUGUCCAAUGCUAGCUGGGAGCAUUUCUGGCUGAACGAGGGCUGGACAAUGUACCUCGAGCGUCGUAUCGAGGCAGCCCUUCAUGGAGAUGCCGCCUUCGACUUUUCCGCCAUUAUUGGCUGGAAGGCACUCGAGGAUUCCGUCGAGCAGUUUAGCGACAACCCCGAAUAUACCAAGCUCAUCAUCAAGCACGACAAUGUCGACCCCGAGGAUGUUUACAGCCAGGUUGCCUACGAGAAGGGCUUCCACUUGGUCUACUACCUAGAGAGGGUCGUCGGCCGCGAGAAUUUUGACAAGUUCAUCCCCCACUACUUUCAGAAGUGGUCCGGAAAGUCCCUCGACUCGUGGGAAUUCCGCGACACCUUCCUGGACUUCUUCAACGGCCUCGGCGACGAGGACCUCGAGAAGAAGGUUGCCGCCAUCGACUGGGAGGACCGCUACUACUCCCCUGGCAUGCCUCCCAAGCCCGAAUUCGACACCACCCUGGCCGACCAGUGCUACAGCCUGGCGGAAAAGUGGGAGGAUAGCUCCUUCAAGCCGAGCCCCGACGACGUAAAGGACUUUACCGCCAACCAGAAGAUCGUCUUCCUCGGCAAGCUUCAGCAGGGCAGGGCGUUGUCAGCCGAGAAGGCCCAGCUCCUGGGCGAGGUCUACUCGCUACGCUCGUCGCACAACGUCGAGCUCAAGUCUGCGUACUACCUCAUUGCCGUCAAGGCGCAGGACUCGUCGAGCUAUCCCGGCAUCGCCGAGAUGCUGGGACAGGUGGGCCGCAUGAAGUAUGUCCGGCCGCUGUUCCGCGAGCUCAACAAGGUUGACCGGCCGCUCGCGCUGGCGACGUUUGAGAAAAACAAGGAUUUCUACCACCCCAUCUGCAAGGGAAUGGUGGAGAAGGAUCUAGCCCCUAAAGCAUGA
Messenger RNA from Geosmithia morbida, 1956 nucleotides. RefSeq names its product leukotriene-A4 hydrolase. The transcript is spliced from 5 exons. The coding region runs from base 1 to 1956 and encodes 651 amino acids. Gene Ontology annotation, molecular function: zinc ion binding; aminopeptidase activity; metallopeptidase activity. Gene Ontology annotation, biological process: proteolysis. The record is from RefSeq and is a predicted model, not a curated record. Lineage: Eukaryota; Fungi; Ascomycota; Sordariomycetes; Hypocreales; Bionectriaceae. Gene Ontology annotation, cellular component: cytosol.